Molecule: messenger RNA, 802 nt
Organism: Ictalurus punctatus (channel catfish)
Lineage: Eukaryota; Metazoa; Chordata; Actinopteri; Siluriformes; Ictaluridae
Gene: mespba
Product: mesoderm posterior ba
Exons: 2
Coding region: 29-802 (257 amino acids)
Biological process (GO): heart morphogenesis; somite rostral/caudal axis specification; mesoderm formation
Cellular component (GO): nucleus
Molecular function (GO): protein dimerization activity; RNA polymerase II cis-regulatory region sequence-specific DNA binding; DNA-binding transcription factor activity, RNA polymerase II-specific
Source: RefSeq, a predicted model, not a curated record
GCUUUUAUUCGCUUUCCACCUUUCAAGUAUGGAUACCUCUAACGUCAUCCACCAUCCUCACAGCCGGUGGAGCAGCCCAAGCUCUGACUCUGAGCUCUACAGCAUCUCCUCCCCUGAGACUGUCUCUCCAGCACCUUCCAUGGACCUCAACUGCUCUCCGUCUUACCAACCCAAACUCAACAAGCUUCACAAAGCCACCUCCAGACUGACCAAAAUGCCCAGUUCUCCCUCUGGUCUUGUCAGGAGGACGCGAAGAUCUAGACUGAAGAACCCAAGUGAGCAGCGUCAGAAUGCCAGCGAGAAAGAGAAGCUCAGGAUGAGGGACCUAACCAAAGCUCUGCACCAUCUCAGGACCUACCUGCCUCCAUCAGUGGCUCCUGUCGGACAGACGCUGACCAAGAUCGAGACUCUGCGCCUCACCAUCCGCUACAUCUCGUACCUGUCAGCUCAGCUCGGGCUCAGUGAAGAAUAUCUGUCUCAGAGGAAGCAGAUGAGCAAUGAAGAUGGAUGGAAAACCUCUCCAGAGAUUCUCGGCUACUUUCAAUGCAGAUCUACAAGCACAGAGUGGGGAGAGAGACAAGGAUAUGGUGAUUAUGCAGAACAGCAUCAGACUGGGAGCAGUUUGGAGUACCCAGAGCAGGGAGUGGACAUGAACCAGUACAGCACACAGCUCUCAGAACCAAUGACGGAUCAGAUCUACAGCCCGGAGACAAAUACCUUUCAGCAACAGCAGUGUGCUCAGUUCACACAGUCCUGCCAGGUUUACGGCUAUCAGCUCGUUCCCCCGGCCUUUUGGAGCUAA